AAACAAAUAGUGAAGUGAAAACACACAAAAACUAUGGCCGUUUCUUCACGAAUUCAAUAUACUUUCAUCCUCUUCUUCGUUGCAUCAUUGGCAGUUCUCGACAUUUCAAUGGCAGGACCACGCUUUGAUGCAACGCUCGUAUCAAAACCCCCUGUUGGUCGGUCCACUUGCCCUGUGCCGGCAAAUCGAUGUGGGAGUGAAUGCAAUAGGAGAUGUUCAGCAACAUCUCACAAGAGUAACUGUUUGUUGUUCUGCAACAAGUGCUGCAACUGGUGCCAUUGCGUCCCACCUGGUACUUAUGGAAACAAGGGAUGUUGUUCCUGCUAUAACAAUUGGAAGACCCAAGAAGGAGGCCCUAAAUGUCCUUGAAUUAUAUUAUUUGUUUUAAUUUAAUUAAAACUAUGCCAGGUUUUCGACUGCAAUAUAAUGUUGUUGUGAUUUAGUCCCAUAAAAAGGAUGGUUGUGGUCAAUAAUUAUUGAAAUUGAGAAUUGACUUAUGGUCAAAA
This is a messenger RNA of Ipomoea nil (Japanese morning glory), 506 nucleotides long. Its product is annotated as gibberellin-regulated protein 5-like. The transcript is spliced from 3 exons. The record is from RefSeq and is a predicted model, not a curated record. The coding region runs from base 34 to 369 and encodes 111 amino acids. Lineage: Eukaryota; Viridiplantae; Streptophyta; Magnoliopsida; Solanales; Convolvulaceae.